UUCUUUGGAAGCCAACUGAGCGAUAUAGAAGACUACUAAACUGACAAGAUGAAGGCUGUCUUUGUUGCACUUUGUUUGAUUGUAGCUGUAGUAGCUGAGGACAGAGAGCGUCGAUUCUUGGUCAAUCGUUGCUCCGCGGAGUCUGACUGUGGUGCUAACAAGUGCUGCCUGUUCAACAAAGUCUGCUCACCCAAGCUUCCUAAGUACUCUACCUGCCAUCUUACGAGUUUAACAAACUGUGGAUGUGCUGAUGGUCUUGAAUGUCGCGUCACCAAAGAGUUUGAAGUGCUGGGACAGAAAGUUCAGCUUCGUCAGUGUAUGACCAUCGGAGAGCAAAGCGUAGUGGAAAAAAUUGAAAAUGAAGAACUCAAGGAAUUGUCCCAGACCAGGAAGAGGAGGUUCCUUAUUGAUACUUGUGCUUCCGAGUCAGACUGUGGUGAUGGAAGAUGCUGCUUGUUCGAUAAAAUAUGCGCCAAGAAGAUCCCUCAGGACAUGACGUGUUAUUUGCAGCACAAACACAAGUGCGGCUGCGCUGAUGGUUUGGAGUGUCGCGUUACCACUACCAUCGUCCUGCCAAUCAGUGGAACGAGAAUACCCAUCAGGCAAUGCGUACCCCCCAGUGCCUAGUGCCCUCCCAUCUAACUAUGGUCUCUCCAUUGUAACAAGGGAUCAUUACUGAUCGUCAUUACUGUUAAACCUUAUAGACUUAGAUGUAAGACAUUAAAAUUGAUCUAAAACCAAA
Molecule: messenger RNA, 742 nt
Organism: Actinia tenebrosa (Australian red waratah sea anemone)
Lineage: Eukaryota; Metazoa; Cnidaria; Anthozoa; Actiniaria; Actiniidae
Biological process (GO): digestion; lipid catabolic process
Cellular component (GO): extracellular region
Molecular function (GO): enzyme activator activity
Source: RefSeq, a predicted model, not a curated record